AAAUCUAAUCUAUUUCUCCUUGUUCGAAUUCCGUACAUGUUUUUUCUUUUCUUACGAUUCUGAUCAUUCUUUAUCGCCCUUCUCUAUCCAUCGAGUUUGAGUUUCCAUUGAUUCUGUUUGAUGAUUGCUAGCUUUUUAUAAGAGCAAUGAGUUAUUCUGGAGCCGGACUCGGAAAGCCUGGCUCAGGUAAAAGGAGAAUAAGGGACCUCUUAACUCAGUCUGAUAACCGAGUAUGCGCUGAUUGUGGCGCUCCAGAUCCUAAGUGGGCGUCAGCUAAUAUCGGAGUGUUUAUAUGCUUAAAAUGCUGUGGUGUGCACCGAAGCCUUGGCACUCAUAUCUCAAAGGUCUUAUCCGUAACAUUGGAUGAAUGGUCAGAUGAAGAAGUCGAUUCUAUGAUCGAAAUUGGAGGUAAUGCCUCUGCAAAUUCAAUUUACGAGGCGUUUAUACCUGAAGGAAGCUCUAAACCUGGACCUGAUGCUAGUCAUGACCAGCGUAUGAGGUUCAUUAGGUCAAAAUAUGAGCACCAAGAGUUUUUGAAACCAAGCUUGCGGAUCACAUCUGUGAAGGGGUCUAGUACAAAGAGUUCAGCACAACUUUCAUCAAGUCUAUCUAAAAAGAUUAUUGAUAGCUUUCGCACAAAUUCAUCAUCACAACACCCGCAACUUGAAGGCAUGGUCGAGUUCAUUGGAUUGUUGAAGGUGACUAUCAAAAAGGGUACCAAUUUAGCCAUCCGAGAUAUGAUGUCAAGUGAUCCCUAUGUUGUGUUGACUCUAGGACAACAGAAAGCUCAAUCUACUGUAGUGAAGAGCAACUUAAACCCGGUCUGGAAUGAGGAACUCAUGCUCUCUGUUCCUCAUAACUAUGGCUCAGUUAAACUGCAAGUGUUUGAUUAUGACACAUUUUCUGCUGAUGACAUAAUGGGAGAAGCUGAGAUUGAUAUCCAACCUCUGAUUACUUCUGCAAUGGCUUUCGGAGACCCUGAGAUGUUUGGAGAUAUGCAGAUUGGAAAAUGGCUGAAAUCGCACGACAAUGCUCUUAUAGAAGAUAGCAUCAUCAACAUUGCAGAUGGGAAAGUGAAACAAGAUGUUCAAAUCAAGCUUCAGAAUGUUGAAUCUGGUGACUUAGAACUAGAACUGGAGUGGCUACCUCUUGACCAAUAAAUAAUCAACUUAUAUAAUAGGGGUCAUUAUAUAUAUUAAACAAGUCUUAUUAUUGUAUUCAUUCAUUACAACAUUUCCCCCUUGGUUCUUGUUUGAAAUUUUUGAAACUUCGAUCUUGAAAACUCUCUUUGGUAUUUGUUGUAACGUUCUUUUUACAGAUUAGACUUUUGUACAACUUGAAUGAUUAUAUGCUUUAUUGAUU
Molecule: messenger RNA, 1362 nt
Organism: Capsella rubella
Lineage: Eukaryota; Viridiplantae; Streptophyta; Magnoliopsida; Brassicales; Brassicaceae
Product: ADP-ribosylation factor GTPase-activating protein AGD12
Exons: 9
Coding region: 147-1160 (337 amino acids)
Molecular function (GO): GTPase activator activity; phospholipid binding
Source: RefSeq, a predicted model, not a curated record